UUUUCUCUACACGGUUGUUGGUCAAUUUUAUGGCAACACUAAUGAAAGCAAGUGGAAAGAUAAUUUAGAUUGGACAUUACAUUGGUUUUAUUAUUCCAGCAAGCGCACUCCCAGUGCCUACCGACAGCGUACUGUAUGCCGGCGCCGGCGCCUGCCCCAGUCGUUAUCCCAGCUGCCCCAGCCGCGCCGAUCGUGCUCCCAGCUGCCCCACCCGCGCCAACCGCUGCGCUAGCCGCACUCACUCCGCUGCUAGCAUCCACUAUCUCCGCGUCUCUAGCCACGGCGCUACCCCCGCUGCUAGAGGCGGCGCUACCUGCAGUGCUAUCUUCGACUCUAGCCGCGGCCGCGCCCCUGUUGGCCGCUGCCUUACCCCCUUGCGCCCCCCCACCUGUGACCUGCGCCGCACUCCCCGCCUGCCCCCUAUCACCGCCGGAUACUGAAGAAUAAAUAAUUUUAUCU
Papilio machaon (common yellow swallowtail) is the source of this 459-nucleotide messenger RNA. RefSeq names its product atherin-like. Bases 136 to 447 code for a protein of 103 amino acids. The record is from RefSeq and is a predicted model, not a curated record. NCBI's taxonomy places the organism in Eukaryota, Metazoa, Arthropoda, Insecta, Lepidoptera, Papilionidae. The transcript has 2 exons.